AUGAGUAAUAUUGUUAUAUUUGGUGGUGACUCUCACCCAGAUCUUGUGAAAAGGAUAUGUGAGAAUCUGGACAUUGAGCCCGCUAAGGUGACUCUGGGAAAGUUUUCCAACGGUGAGACCAGUGUUCAAUUGGGAUCAUCUGUGCGUGAGAAGGAUGUAUACGUCAUUCAGAGUGGCUGUGGUCAUGUUAACGAUACAUUUCUACAACUUCUGAUCCUAAUCAGUGCUUGUAAAUCGUCCUCUGCAUCUAGAGUUACUGCUGUGAUGCCUUACUUCUGUUACUCCAGACAACCGGAUAUUCCUUACACUGUCAAAGGUGCUCCAAUUAUAUCUAACCCAAAGGAGAGUAAUCCAACUGACUCUCGUCCAGGUACCCCUGGCUUCAAGCUAAUGACUCAAAAACCAGGUUCUGAGUCUCCUUUCAAAUCAUUGGACACCGCCAUACGAUCCACUAUUCAUAUGGAGAAUCCACAACCUAUGAGGAAACCAGCUCCACCAACUCCUCAAAUGUCUCAAUCACGUAUUCCAGUUAUUCCAGGUGGUAAAGCUCAACCACCAUCUGGCUCUUCCAAUGAUGCGGGUGAGAUGUUCAACGCUCAAAAUGCUGGUUAUAAACUUUGGGUGGUCCAAGCCGGUACCUUAAUCGCCAACCUGCUCACUGCUGCUGGUGCAGACCACGUUAUUACAAUGGAUUUACAUGACCCACAAUUUCCAGGCUUUUUUGACAUCCCAGUCGACAAUCUUUAUUGUAAACCAAUUGUGCAAGGUUAUAUCAAGCAUGAAAUACCCGACUACAAGGACGCCGUUAUUGUUUCCCCCGAUGCCGGUGGUGCUAAAAGAGCCACAGCUAUUGCUGAUGCUCUAGAGCUAUCAUUUGCCCUAAUCCACAAAGAAAGAAGAUCACAAUUAUUGAAGGGCCCACCGGAUGCUUCUUUGUCGUCUGGUGGUGGUGUACCAUUAUCACCAAAGCCAUUGGUUGCUAACCUGAACAACGCUUCAAUUGCUGGACCAAGUUCUACUGAAAUGAGACGUUCUUCAUCCAGUGCAUCUAUACAUUCUAAUGCUUCUCAGUCUUCCGCCUCUAAAUACAUUCAAACUACCAUGCUUGUUGGUGACGUUAGAGAUAAGGUAUGUAUUAUCAUUGAUGACUUGGUAGAUACAUCAUACACUAUUAAUCGUGCCGCUAAACUACUGAAAGAUCAAGGUGCGAAGAAAGUUUAUGCAAUUAUUACACAUGGUAUAUUUUCCGGUGACGCACUAACAAGAAUCCGCUCAAGUAAGAUUGACAAGCUUGUAAUUUCUAACUCUGUUCCACAAGAUAGAACAGUGAGCAUAUUAGGUAAAGACCGUGUUGAUGUUAUCGAUGUAUCCAAGGUAUUUGGUGAGGCCAUCAGAAGAAUCCAUAAUGGUGAAUCCAUCUCGAUGUUAUUCGAACACGGAUGGUAA
Molecule: messenger RNA, 1446 nt
Organism: Nakaseomyces glabratus
Lineage: Eukaryota; Fungi; Ascomycota; Saccharomycetes; Saccharomycetales; Saccharomycetaceae
Gene: PRS5
Product: ribose phosphate diphosphokinase subunit PRS5
Biological process (GO): purine nucleotide biosynthetic process; 5-phosphoribose 1-diphosphate biosynthetic process; ribonucleoside monophosphate biosynthetic process
Cellular component (GO): ribose phosphate diphosphokinase complex; cytoplasm
Molecular function (GO): magnesium ion binding; ribose phosphate diphosphokinase activity
Source: RefSeq, a predicted model, not a curated record